UCUUUAUUUAGUUGUGUCGUCAGAAACAAAAUGUCGCAGUCUGGAGAAAAAGGAAAGUUCCCUGAUGCUGCAGGAUAUGUGGGAUUUGCCAACCUGCCCAAUCAGGUUCACAGGAAGUCUGUGAAGAAAGGCUUUGAGUUUACUCUGAUGGUUGUAGGAGAGUCUGGUCUUGGUAAAUCAACCCUGAUCAACAGCCUCUUCCUGACUGACCUCUACCCAGAGCGCUAUAUACCUGUAUUAUUUUCUAAUUCUAAAAGUGGUACGGUAGGCUUUAAGACGAUCAUCCAGUAUAUUGAUAAUCAGUUUGAGCGAUACCUGCACGACGAGAGCGGCCUGAACCGCAGACACAUCGUUGACAACAGAGUGCACUGCUGCUUUUACUUCAUCUCUCCGUUUGGACACGGCUCGUUCUCUGAUCUAUGCUUUAUUCUGUUCGACAGCUUUAAGACGAUCAUCCAGUAUAUUGAUAAUCAGUUUGAGCGAUACCUGCACGACGAGAGCGGCCUGAACCGCAGACACAUCGUUGACAACAGAGUGCACUGCUGCUUUUACUUCAUCUCUCCGUUUGGACACGGCAUGAAGCCUCUGGAUGUUGAGUUUAUGAAGGCGAUCCACAGCAAAGUCAACAUCGUUCCUGUGAUCGCCAAAGCCGACACGCUCACGCUGAGAGAGCGAGACCGUCUCAAGAGAAGGAUUUUGGAUGAGAUCAGUGAGCAUGGGAUCCGGAUCUACCAGCUUCCCGACGCUGAUUCGGACGAGGACGAAGAAUUCAAGGAACAGACGCGUGUCCUAAAGGCCAGCAUCCCGUUCGCAGUGAUCGGCUCCAACCAGCUGAUAGAGGUGAAGGGGAAGAAGAUCCGUGGACGCCUGUACCCGUGGGGGGUGGUGGAGGUGGAAAACCCUGAACACAACGACUUCCUCAAACUGCGCACUAUGCUGGUAACUCACAUGCAGGACCUGCAGGAAGUCACUCAAGAUCUCCACUAUGAGAACUUCCGUUCAGAAAGACUAAAGCGAGCUGGCAGGGCGGCUGAUGAAGAUGUGUUGGACAAAGACCAGAUCCUCAUGGAGAAGGAAGCUGAGCUGAGACGCAUGCAGCAGAUGAUUGCUCAGAUGCAAGCUCAGAUGAAGAUAAAACCAGGAGACGACUAAGUGUGUGUUUGUGUGUCUAUUUGUGUAUUGUGGGAACAGGAAGUGCCAUCUGACUGGAGGUUACAUUAUCCUGCCCAUUUCUAAACACUAUUUGCUUGUCCAAUCCCUCAUGUUUAUCAGAUUAAUGGAACGUAAUGUUAAUGUCGUCUAAUUCAUAUAACCACAUCACUAUCGCAGCUCCGCCCAUACGAAUAACCUCAACACUGAAACGAAGGGUCCGUUAUCAUGUCAUUUAAUCAGUCAGGUUAGAUCCUGUUAAUAAUUUAUAUCACCGGUAGUCAAUCAUGGUUUCAUUGACAAUGUUCAGCAUAUGUUCAUCUGUAGAUUGAUCAGGGUUUGAGGUCAGCUGGAGACUAGAUGUUUUUCUGUGCCAAACACUCUUUUUAAACUGCUUGGCUUGUACCAGUCAUGCAUCAGACUGGCAUAUGUUUACCUGAUCACCUCGACAAUACUUUAUAAAGCAUAUAUAUUAUACUUUGACUGCGGAUGCAUGGGAUAAAAUAAGAGGACGAUGCACUGGUAAGAUGCACCUGGUCAAGUUUACAAUUUUCGAAAAUGUACCUGUUCAUAAUCAUCAUAUAGUCACACAGACAUGAAUUCAUAUCAGAGUUUGUUGGACUUGUCUUUGAAAAAGUGGUCGCUGCAUUGGGCAGCACUUCCCUCUAGUGGACUAUAUAGAAAAACAACCUGAUGUACAAUAGAAAGCACAUUAAACUACAUUUUGCCAGAUUGGAUCAUGAAAAUACUAAGACUACAAUUGGACAAUCUCUUGACAUCCUGUUUGCGUUUUGUCAAUGAUGCGAUAUCUGAUCAUCUUUUUGAAAGGGAAAUCGGUUAAUAAAGUGGCGCAGCAAAUAUUGUUCACCUUUCUUACUUGGAGAGUGUGAAUCUAGUAAAAUGACGGUAAAGUUAUGUGUUUAUUGUGGACGCACUGGUUCAGCUGUUGGUUUGUAUUUUGAUUCACAGAAAUGCCUUAAAACUCCAUUUAGAGACAUGGUGCACACAUUUCUCUUCUUUUAUACUUAUAUUCUUAUGGUUUGGGGAUUGUUUUCUAUCAUUUUUUUAUUGCUUGAUUUUCACUUUAUUUACUACUUAAACAUCUACCGCAGUGAUCUUUAUGUUUCUUGUUUAGCAGCUGGAACAUUUAUAAGUGUAUGUUUUUAAAGUUCAUCUAAACGGUACAAGGUCUAAGAAACGGACUGAAACGCACCAUCACUGCCUGCACAUCGAUGUCCGAGUCAUUUUACAGCAUUUUAGGGAGUUAUUUGCUAAUUAUUAAUGUAAUGUCUGCUGUAAACACACUGAUUUUGUUUUGUUGUAUUUGUGGUUCAGCCCACUUAUUUUGACUCGGUUAUCUCCUGUUUAGGCCUUUUUUAAAGCAUUAACACAGUUGCGCGGUACAGUAAUGCUUACUUCCCUGUUUUACAUCUUCCUUUUUGUAUUUGCUCAUGUUGAGAAAUAAAUAACUUUCCGAGUCAUUUGUUUUGAACGCUUUAGUUUCCUGCAAGCAUAAAGUCUCAGAAAUGGUUUUGAAAACAUUUCUGUUUGUACACCAUAAAUAAUGUUUUGCUCAACAAUGCUUUUUUUCAUUCACCAUAUUUGACUAGUUUCAUUGACCCUGCAAAUCAUAUGCAUAUAAUG
Messenger RNA from Sinocyclocheilus grahami, 2793 nucleotides. Its product is annotated as septin-2-like. The transcript is spliced from 11 exons. The record is from RefSeq and is a predicted model, not a curated record. NCBI's taxonomy places the organism in Eukaryota, Metazoa, Chordata, Actinopteri, Cypriniformes, Cyprinidae. The coding region runs from base 31 to 1152 and encodes 373 amino acids. Gene Ontology annotation, molecular function: GTP binding.